GCGUGCGCGCUGCGUUGAUACAUUGCCGUUACUAAUAUUCGGAAUCAGAUUUCGAAACCAUAUAUCAUUGGAUAUAGUUUUACAAGUGCAAUGCGGGCCAAUGUUAAUAUACAGUUUCGCAGACGCACAAAAAAUGGUUUUGCGUUGAUAUCCACUCAGUGAAUAUCUGAUACGAAGCAACGUCGGUAUAUAGUUUGGAAAAUAUAUGAUUUCGUAUUGGUCAAAAACCACUAGUAUCCCUCGGUAAUCGCUCGGCUUGAUUCGGCAUCGCUAUAAAAUACGCGAUGCGGAGCAAUAUCGAUAUAUAGUUUCUAAGUUACAUGAUAUCGGAUAUUCGAUAUUGCCACAAUAUAUAGUUUCAAUAACUAUUUGUAACGUCCAUUCCUUUUAGGUGGUAAUAAGUGGUUUGUGAUAGUGAGGUUAUUUUGUUGAUUAUUUUGUUUAAUUUGGGAACUGAAAAGGAUAUAAAGUAUACUUUUGCUGAAUAAAACAUUUUAUGAUUUAUUAAAAAGGUUCGAAACAACGCCCUGAAAAUAUGCAAGCUGAAGAGGUGCAAGAAAUUUUCUUAAAGACUCUCAGAGAAGAGGAGGAUAUAUCUGCAGCCAUUGCUGCUAUCAAAACUCUGUUGACUGUGAUACAAAACUACAAAGUCGUUACAAUAAGAGAGCUGAACAUAAACCUAAAAAAAGCAGUUGAGGCAAUGCGGCACUGUGACCAGCCUGUCACUGCCAUCGCCUCAGGAUGUGAACUCUUCAUGAGGUUUAUCACACUUGCCAAGCUUGAUGACAAGGGUUAUGAAGACUGUGAACAAGUGAUGCUGCAGCGUGGAAGGACUUUCUUAGAGGCACUAUUGGAAGCAAGAGGGAAGGUUGCUAAACAGGCGCUUCCUUUUAUUAGUGACGGAUGUAAAAUUUUAACACACUCUAGGUCGAGAGUUGUUUUACAAGCAAUGUUGGAGGCAGCUAAAGCAAAUAAGAGAUUUGAGGUCUAUGUCACAAUGUCAGCUCCAGAUAAUAGCGGUGUACUAAUGCAUAAGCAGCUGCAAGCGGCCGGCGUGGACUCGACGCAGAUCCUGGACUCAGCCGUGGGGUACAUCAUGGAGCAAGUGGACAUCGUUAUGAUCGGCGCGGAGGGCGUCGCCGAGAGCGGGGGCAUUAUUAACAAGGUCGGCACAUACGGGUUAGCAAUGGCAGCUCUUGAACUGAAGAAACCAGUGUACGUACUAGCAGAAAGCUUCAAGUUUUCCCGUGUAUACCCUCUUAACCAACAGGACAUUCCCGUCGAAUUUAAAUAUCUGUCAAGUGUGAUCAGUUCUGGUAAGGAUUUGUCUAAAGAACACCCGUUGGUGGAUUACACUCCGCCAUCUUAUAUUACACUGUUGUUUACUGAUAUAGGUAUUCUUACGCCGUCAGCUGUUAGUGAUGAAUUAAUCAAUUUGUAUUUGUAAUUUUUGUAAAUUUUAGCAAUAAAUUUAUCUU
Hyposmocoma kahamanoa is the source of this 1478-nucleotide messenger RNA. It is a transcript of the gene eIF2Balpha, whose product is annotated as translation initiation factor eIF-2B subunit alpha. Bases 536 to 1447 code for a protein of 303 amino acids. Lineage: Eukaryota; Metazoa; Arthropoda; Insecta; Lepidoptera; Cosmopterigidae. Gene Ontology annotation, cellular component: eukaryotic translation initiation factor 2B complex. Gene Ontology annotation, biological process: translational initiation. Gene Ontology annotation, molecular function: translation initiation factor activity; guanyl-nucleotide exchange factor activity. The record is from RefSeq and is a predicted model, not a curated record. The transcript is spliced from 7 exons.